Eriocheir sinensis (Chinese mitten crab) is the source of this 423-nucleotide messenger RNA. Its product is annotated as shematrin-like protein 2. The transcript is spliced from 2 exons. Bases 1 to 423 code for a protein of 140 amino acids. The record is from RefSeq and is a predicted model, not a curated record. NCBI's taxonomy places the organism in Eukaryota, Metazoa, Arthropoda, Malacostraca, Decapoda, Varunidae.
AUGUCGAAGGCAUGUUACCCCCCACCUCCUUGCCGAGCCCUGAAGAACCUCUGCUCCGAGCCUCUCCCUCAGGUGUUUGCAGCUCUGAGCGUGCUCCUCCUGGCGGCCCUCGCCCUGGCCAGCCCUGAGCCCGAGCCACAGCCCGGCUACGGCGGCUACGGCGGCUACGGUGGUGGACGUGGCGGCGGAUAUGGCGGCUACGGAGGGUAUGGCGGCUAUGGUGGUGGACGCGGCGGCUAUGGUGGUGGAUAUGGCGGCUAUGGCGGUGGACGCGGCGGCUAUGGUGGUGGAUAUGGUGGCUAUGGCGGUGGACGUGGCGGUUAUGGUGGCGGCUACGGCGGCUAUGGCGGUGGACGUGGCGGUUAUGGUGGCGGCUACGGCGGGUAUGGUGGUGGACAUGGCGGCUAUGGCUACGGACGCUAA